Symbiodinium sp. CCMP2592 is the source of this 267-nucleotide messenger RNA. NCBI's taxonomy places the organism in Eukaryota, Dinophyceae, Suessiales, Symbiodiniaceae. The record is from the annotation of a GenBank genome assembly.
AUGGCUCGUUCCCGUGCCGUGCUGGCUCCUCUUGCGACGGCCUAUGGCUUCUCGCGCUUCGCAGUCUCUGCUGGUUUGCAGCUUAGUGCAAAGGUGGCCAUGGCCUGUGUGGCGGCGCUCUUCAACAGCUACAGCUUCGUGGCUCCGCGACAGGCCGGCGCGGCAAGCAUCCCGGCAGCUGCCAUCACUGCGGCUGUCGCCCCGGCAGCAGCCCAAGCUGCCGUGGACAUGCCGGAGGCGGAUGAAGUGCACUGCCGCAUCUUCUGA